Messenger RNA from Paramuricea clavata, 19378 nucleotides. NCBI's taxonomy places the organism in Eukaryota, Metazoa, Cnidaria, Anthozoa, Malacalcyonacea, Plexauridae. The record is from the annotation of a GenBank genome assembly.
AUGCCUAAUACAAGAUCGAAGAGCAGGAACUGUGGUGGAUCUAAGUCGAAAUAUAUGCGUUAUGAAAGUGGCGGAAACGAAUACAAAGAUGAUGGCGCGCAAUUGAUGGGAAGUUUUUCUAUGAAUGGAUUGAAGAAUUGUUUUGGAAAUACAACGGAUCUGGCACAGCAGGAGACUGGAGGUUUGUACAAAGUGGAAAUGUACAUUGUAUUUGUUCAUUUGUCCAAUGUCAUUCGUAUUCUUCAUUUGUCCAAUGUCAUUCGUAUCAUCUCACCUUCUCGCUAUACGUACAUGCACAUGAUCUCGAAUCAGGAACUGUAUGAACACAAAUUCGUCAGGUGCCAUUUAUUCUCGCGGGUAUUCUCAGCUUUCCUCGAAAUUCUCCGCUUCUAAUGUCAUUCCCGCGUGAACUCAAAAGACAAAAUCCCGCAAAUUCGGAUUGGUUCGCGCUGUGUGAAAGUUAAUGCGCGUUUAUACGUCAAGCCACAAACGCCGAGCAAAGAAAUAUUUUAUGCUAUAGCGGCCUGAACAGUAAAAGCUCUUCAUGUAUAUACAGGCGAGCAAGUUCAUCUUAACAAGUUUUGUUGCUAGUCUGCAGUGAAUGUUGAUAAACAUUUAUCUCACGUCAAGAGCCUUUUGUUUGCCAAAACCAUAGAAGAAUUUCUUGUACAAUGUCAAGUUUUCUUAGCUUAAACUCCCUAAUCUUUUCCCGUCCGGGUUGAUUUGAAUAAUCCUCAUUUUAGAUGAUUUUCAUUUCAAAUGUGAAUGCGCUUUUGGACGAGAUAAUUUUGAAGAAUUGAAAUGGUCACAAUGAUUAAUUUUAUAGUUUACCAGUUUUUCUAUUUAAGACUAUUUUCUGUUUGAGGGUUCUCUUACAGUCGUAAUAUAUCGUCUGGCGUUAUAAUAAUCUAUGGCUACGCCGACCAGAUAGCUUUCCGUAGCGACGUGAAAAACAUCUAUCCGGAACUUUUAGGAACGCUGUUUUCAGAGGAAUUAUUGCAACGGAGAGAUGUUGUUUCGCUCAGCUUCUGAAAGUUGUACAUUCCGUAUCGGAUAUAGGCGGUUUGUCGCAUCGCUACGCCCACGAAAAGCUAUCCUUUGUGGAAACGUAGCCUAUGUACAGCCAAUAUUAGCCUUCUGACUCAUUCAGAAAUUUCUAUCAUUGACUCAAAUAUGUGUGUUUCAAUAUAACAUUAUUCCUGAAUGUCCAUUAUAUAUCAUUGACGUCGCUUUGAAAAUAUACAUCAUUUAAAUUAUGUCAUUAAUCUUGUAGUGUUAAAGUCUUAUGAGAUAUCUGAAAGAAUUAAGAUCACAUUUAAACCGCGCUAAAGAAUUAAGUUCUAUAGAUAUAACUCUAAUAUAUUUGCUUUCUACGUUCCUGAAGAGAUUUUUGCAAAAUCUCAUUUGCGGAUGGCAGUCUUAGGGUGAGAAUAUAGAAAAGCAAUUGUAUCAGGUCUAUGUAAGUGGUUUCAACUCACGAGAAAUUAGUAUUUAAUAAGUACAGAAAUGAAAAUUAUACAUAGUGCGAAAUCGCGGCCCAAAAGUAGUAUAAGCAGACAGUUCAUCAUUGCUUUUCAGAUGACUAUUUCGUUAUCAGAACCUGAAAAUCCUAUUCGUGCUAGAUUUGAGAGACAAAAUCAGGUUUUAAGCGGGCAAGCCCGAUAAUGCAUGCAGGAAAAAUUAAUUAUUUUUGAUAUUAAGCCUUAGGAAGUGAGGCGUGUAAAAUGUAGCUUAGCUAUUUAAUUACUUACCGUUAUUUAUAUUGGCUUUUUGUAAAUAGAAAUUGGCUUCAACAGACCACAAUAAAUUCCUGACUUUUUGAAACGGGCUUCAAGCCAACAUAUUUAUAAAGUCGGAGCCCCUGUAAUAAAAGGAUAACUCUCGGGUUAAACUAGGACUCUUUUCCAUUCAUCGCAAGAGUCAACUCGCAAGCUUGUUGCAAGUACUUUCAUGCAGAUUCAAGCACACCACGCAGCGAGCUCGUGCGCUGGUUUCUUGCGAUGAGCGUCAGGCACACACCCCUCGACACAAAUCUCCUCCAGUACCAAUGUUAAUAAAACAUAACUCCCUCUUUCAAGAUAUCUGUUUAUAUAAUGGGGGUAUCAACUGUACUCUGCACUCUACACUCUACACUCUACAAUCUCCUACUUUAACCUAUUAUAUAAAAGGCUUUCAAUAGGCCCUUCCAAAGUUAAGGAUGCCAUCUUGAAUCUAUUGUUUUCACUAUUGUGUUUGCACGUCCUGUAAAUUUACCUAUAGGCAAUUCCAUUGUGUCUGCACCCCUUGCACUAUUGUGUUUCAUUAUGGCGGUUAACCUUGGAAGGGUCAAUAUACCAGGUGAAAAGUAAUUAUGCUUCGAUUUACAUUCGAUAUCUUACUUAAUUAGUUACAUUGUCAAUUUGUCUCCAAUUAUACCUACCAAUUAACGAAUUCUAUAUAAAGUUGCUCAUCGCCAGCUGCAUUUUCGUAACGCAGAAUUUUUGUUGCUUCAAUUUAAGGUGGAGAUUUUUUUGAUGAUUCUCCUGAGUUCAAAGUAAAUCCAAAUGAACGAACGUUAUGUACGAAAAGCAGGAAAGCACAAAGUAAUGAAACAUUGCGCUGGUGAGUUAUGACUGCGUACUUGUCUUGAGUAUAUGUCACCUCAGAACAGCUCAUGUACUCUAGCUUAUAGAAGUAGGAAAAUGAACUAAAUCUCUCAAUAAACGUUACUGUUGAUUACCCUUCAAUAUUUGCACGACUUCUGGUUGGAGCUCGACAACUGGACUCUGUUGGUUACAGCUUGACAACUGUCUCUCAGUAGCUUUGUAGCUCAGUUGGUUAGAGCUCGACAACUGUCGCUCUGUAGCUCAGUUGGUUAGAGCUCGACAACUGUCUCUCUGUAGCUCAGUUGGUUAUAGCUUGACAACUGUCUCUCUGUAGCUCAGUUGGUUAGAGCUUGACAACUGUCUCUCUGUAGCUCAGUUGGUUAGAGCUUGACAACUGUCUCUCUGUAGCUCAGUUGGUUAGAGCUCGACAACUGUCUCUCUGUAGCUCAGUUGGUUAGAGCUUGACAACUGUCUCUCUGUAGCUCAGUUGGUUAGAGCUUGACAACUGGACUCUUUGGCUCAGUUGGUUAGAGCUCGACAACUGUCUCUCUGUAGCUCAGUUGGUUAGAGCUUGACAACUGGACUCUUUGGCUCAGUUGGUUAGAGCUUGACAACUGGACUCUUUGGCUCAGUUGGUUAGAGCUCGACAACUGGACUCUUUGGCUCAGUUGGUUAGAGCUCGACAACUGGACUCUUUGGCUCAGUUGGUUAGAGCUCGACAACUGGACUCUCCGGCUCAGUUGGUUAGAGCUCGACAACUGGACUCUUUGGCUCAGUUGGUUAGAGCUCGACAACUGGACUCUCCGGCUCAGUUGGUUAGAGCUCGACAACUGGACUCUUUGGCUCAGUUGGUUAGAGCUCGACAACUGGACUCUCCGGCUCAGUUGGUUAGAGCUCGACAACUGGACUCUUUGGCUCAGUUGGUUAGAGCUUGACAACUGGACUCUUUGGCUCAGUUGGUUAGAGCACUACACUGGAAUCGCAGGGCGGCAGGUUGGAUUCCUACCAGAGGGGCUAUACUGUAGUUUCAUUUUUCACAACUGUUCCUGGUUAGAUCUAAUAAAUAUAUAAAAUUCACACUCAAAAUUUUCAUCUGCAAAACCUUUCAACAAGUAGUUCUAUCACGUGAGAUGUCCAAAGUCGUGCGAUUUACACAAACACCUUCGAAAUCUAUCUAUAUUUAGUAGAAACAUACUCUACUCGCUAUCUAUUUCUUAAUAGAUGGCGAGUAACAAAACAAUAAUUUUGCAGGCGCACUUUUUCGCGGUGUUUUCUGAGCUACGAACUUGAUUGCUUACUUGGGAUUCCACUGAAACAAUUGGAUUACUCACUCUCGAUUUCUAUGAGGUGAUAGUUGAUUCGGGCUUCGCCCUCAUAGAAAUCUCGAGCUCGUAAUCUAAUUGUUAAGUAGAAACGUAACUAUAUGAAGUUCUGUUCUAGGCUCGAGGAGAACUACGUGAUGUGCGAAGGUGUAUGUUUACCAAGAUGUAUCCUCUACGCUCACUAUCUUGAUUUCUGUCGUUCGCAUAAACUGGAGGCUGCCUGUGCCGCCACGUUUGGCAAGGUAAGAUGUGUGCGUGGUAGACCGAAGGUAGUUUAGUUUAGGUUUCCUCCUGUAGUAACACUGGAUCAAUAUUAAGAGAUGAUCCUUACUGGACCGCUAGGGAGAACAGUUUAGAUCUAUCCACUUUCCAGUAUAAAUAAAGUUAGUUUAGUUUAUGUUUCCUCCUGUAGUAACACCAUAUCAAUAAGAGAUGAUCCUUGCUGGACCUCUAGGGAGAACAGUGUUAGAACUAUCCAGUAUAAAUAAAGUUAGUUUAGUUUAGGUUUCCUCCUGUAGUAACACUGGAUCAAUAAGAGAUGACCCUUACUGGACCUCCAGGGAGAACAGUUUAGAUCUGUCCAAUAUAAAUAAACUUUAGAUUUCCUCCUGUAGUAACACUGGAUUAAUAAGAGAUGGUCCUUACUGGACCUCUAGGGAGAACUGUUUAGAUCUGUCCAGUAUAAAUAAACUUUAGGUUUCCUCCUGUAGUAACACUGAAUCAAUAAGAGAUGACCCUUACACUGGUCCUGUAGGGAAAAAGGUUUAGAACUGAUAGAGCUAUCGAAUAUAAAUAAAGUUUCCAUUUUCUCCUAUAUUAUUUUAGAUAAUCAGACAAAAAUUCCCCGAACUAACAACCCGGCGAUUGGGAACGAGAGGACACUCAAAGUACGAACAUACGAUAUCAUUGUUGUUGGGAAAUACAGUGUUGUAUUACAGAGCAAAUCAUUGAUAAUCUUUUUUCAUAGGUAUCAUUAUUACGGGAUUGGAAUCAAAGAAACUUCGACUUAUUAUCAUUCCGUUUAUUCUGGCAAAGGAUUGACAAGGUUUGUUCACUUUUGUAUCAUGGUUUGUUUGGCAGCUCUAACCCUUUCGAGCGAUUUAAAAAUUUGUACACACAUAGUUUUUGUAAAAAAAAGUAAAUGUAUGUAAUCUCGCGUUCGUUUUAACAUUUUCUUUGUAAUUUUUUUCAGGUUUUCAGGCACGAAGAUUAAAAGCAAGGUAAACCUAAAACGACAAUGCUAUCAACCUUCACAUCAGUUAUACAAGACCUCGUAUGUAUGUUUAUGAGUCUUAGAUUUUGUUUCUUUCUACUUAGGGUUCAUUUCUCAGAAAAUAUUCUCCAAGUUCUCGGACUGGAACAUUGUUACCAGAUUUUCCAAAUCCCCAAAUCCUACAGUUACCGGAAUUGGCGCCACUUGAAAAGGUAUCUUAGAAGAUCUGAAAUGGUCCUUCGAGCCGGAUGGUUAUUUUCGGUUUUAUAUAUUUAACACGUGUUAAUUUAUGUAUCUAGGUUGAUACAUUGAUCAUCAUGUAUAAAACACAUUGUCAAUGCAUUCUCGAUACAGCCAUCAACUCAAAUUUCAACGAGGUAAAAAUUUGAUUCAUUUCAUCUUCACCAUAAUUACAAUUAGUACUGGAGGAUUUCAAACAGCGUUAGGAAUUAAUAAUGGUCGACAACUUCCGAACUACAGGGUGUUUAAAAAAACCCCAAAACUAUUGAAAUAACGAGUAUUGUUAGAAUUUGAAUGCCUCAACACUCUGCUGAACCCACAAGUGCAUAAUUAAGCUUAACAUAACUAGUAAAUUGUGUGCAUAAAGAAACUGUUUAAUUUUAAAUUCCCAAGAGCAGAAAAUCGUGCGUCAGUUUACAAAGAUAUUUCUUAAUAAGACAAUAUUUAUAAUAUAUGCACCCUGUCAAUAUUUUACACAUCUUUGCGUUCAGCUUAGUGCUAGGGCAUUCAAAUUCUAACAAUAUGUACGUUAUUUCAAUAGUUUUGGUUUUUUUGGGGACAUCCUGUAUAAUACUUUUUGUUUGUGGAAAAAAAAGUAUUAUAUGUUUUAUUGCCAUGCAAACCUACAAAUAACUUAUUUAUUUCCAAACUGUUACUUCCAAAUAUAAUGAAAUAAUUAAUAUUAUUUUCUCACUCUGAAAAGUGCAAGUUACCCUUCAUCUGCUCACCGUAUCUGCUGCAUGAUACACUUAGUGAAACCCAAGAAUAGAUACCAAAUUUUUCUGAUUCUCCCCAGAUCAAAAGUUUCCUACACCAUUUCUGGCAAGGAAUGCCAAAUCAUUUGCUGCCAAUUUUACAAGUCGAAGUCGUCGCUAACCUCAUUUGUUUAUGUGACUCAAUUUUGUACAAAGUAAGGCUAUUAUAAUUAUUCAUUACGAAUUUUCAAAUGAAUUAUUCAAAAGCAUUGAAUGUUCUUGUGUUUGCUUCUCAUGUGUAGGUUCUUAUUGAUGUUUUAAUCCCAAGCACCAUGCAAGACAUGCCUGAAGAGUAAGUAUGAGUAGUUCAGACGUGAUAGAGAUGUUCAGUAUUCGGUUGGCUAUUGUAUGUUUCCUUCUAGUGUAUGUUUCCUUUACUGGACCUCUAAGUAGAACAGUUCAGAACUGAUAGAGGUAUCCCGUAUAAAUAAAGUUAGCUUAGUUUAGGUUUCGUCCUGCAGUAAUACUGGAUCAAUAAGAGAUGAUCCUUACUGGACCUCUUGGAUGAACAGUUUAGAACUGAUAGAGCUAUCCAGUUUAAAUAAGGUUUCGGAAAAGUUAGUUUAGUUUAGGUUUCCUCCUGUAGGUUACUGGAUCAAUAAGAGUGAUCCUUACUGAAUCUCUAGGAAGAACAGUCUAGAACUAAUAAAGUUAUCCAGUAUAAAUAGAGUUAGUUUAGUUGGAGUAAUAAUAAUCUUGUCUAUUUAGUUUGUUAGCUGAUGUCAGAGGUUUUGCCCGCCAUAUUGAAAAAUGGGUGAAGACAUCCCUGGACGGAUUUCCAGAGUACUUGGUUUGCUGCAAACUCCAAGGUAAAACAUAUUGCAUAAAACAUGAAUUGUCAUUUUUAAAUGUAGUCAGACUAACGUUGUUUUAUUUCUAGUUACUCGUCAGUUUGCACUGUCAGUAAAACGACAAACGUCAUUCCUUCAUUUGGCUCAGGUACGUGUAAAUGCGUGGUUAUUAUAUGAAGUGUAUGCCUUUGUUAAGUAAGUUGCCCCUGUCGGUAAUCUUCUGUGGGCAAAAACUACAGUUAUAAACUAACAGACUUCAAUAUAUUGUAGUCUUUAAAUACUGACGAUGAAGUGCCUUCUUCUUGGUCAUUAAUAACACAAAAAGUCUUAUCUUAGUUAUCGAGCAUUAUAAUCCAACAUUUUAUAACUUACUAUUACUGUUGCAGACGGCAAGACCUGUGAUUCAAGACAAUGAAACGGCAGAGCAAAUGGCCAGCGACUUGGAGCAAGUUGAUUUAAGUUGUCUCGGAACUGAGGCCAUGUUCACAUCGUACGACGAACUCAAUAAGGGCAAUGAUAUUGAUAAAGAAGGUAUGUGAUGAGAAACUGGGGUGGGGGCGUACCACCACUCGUUUAAGACUGGCUACGCCCCUAAUGAUUUAUAUUAGAGAAGGUUAUCCAUCAAGACGCAUCAUUCGUCUAAAGGCUCAUUUCCAAGAAAAAUUUCCACGGACAGAAAAUUUUCAUAAAUAUCAUUGUUAAAAAUUGAACAUUUUCAACUUCAAAAUUUUUUUCCGAUGGAAAAUUUGUGUCGGCCAACCACAUUUUACAAAAUUUUCUUUCUGCGGAAAAUUUUCCUGAGAGGAAUUGGGCUUAAAGUAUCAUAAGCCUUGGUACAAACACAAGACAAACUAUCCAGACAAACGAGCUAGAAUGGCGUCAUCUAUACUGGCAUAGAACAUUUCUUAUAUUUUGCUAUUUAAUUAACUAUAAUAUUAGUCGAAACGAGCUCCACGGCAUGCAUGCUCAUCUAUGUAGACCCUGGUGAAGAACUGCGCAGAUAGACUACCUUGAAUGCUGAUUCGUCUUUAAUGUAGGCUCUAAUUAUUCCUGCGGCAGUAUAUAAGUUAUUCUAACCUCAUCUGUCUGUACAGUUUUAGAUAUGUUGAGAACUUUGCUGGAGAAACCUGCUCCUGUCGAGGACUACGUCGAAUGGAUGGAUAAAAUUGUUGAACGAAGACUAAUGAAGGUGGGAAAUGACAUUGCAAAGAAGAAUGUUCCCUUACAUACUUUUCAGAAUUCGUCGCGUCUGAAUACUUCGCCUUGUAGUUUUAAAUGAUUGUUGUAAUUCUGACACUUUCUAGCCUCAACUGGAAUCUGAAAGCAACUUCAAAGCGAGAGCUCAAGAAUUUUUACUUCAGUGGUCUUUUACUGGAGGAAGACUCAUGCAUAAUCUCACGUUGAACAAUUGUACAAGUUUCGGUAGGUUUUUGAUACUCCGUAUCAAUAAAUUAGGUUUGUUUUGCCUGUAGUAACACUUGCCUAAUAAAAGGUGGACAUGAACGUACUGAAGUUUAGCAAUGAUGAGCUAUCCAGUAUAAAUGAAGUUCGACUGAUGGCUAUGCAUUUCUCUUGUGUUAAAGGAUCAUUUCAUCUGUUACGUAUGCUUAUGGACGAGUACAUGUUACUUGCAAUUGAAACAAAACUAAACGAGGAUUAUGAAAACAACAUACAGGAAAAUCUGGACAAAUGUCUGAAGAAAGGUUUGUGGCACGCUUAUUCCUCUACAUCAAAAUGUUUUGCUUUCAGUACACAAUGAAUGAGCACUAUCUGAUGAACGACAGUACUUUGUGAAAGUCAUCAAGUUUUGUUAGGUGUUAUCUUUGUUGGUUUCUGUAAGCGUUACAGAACAGAAAAUGGUAAAAUUUUUGACGUUUCCUACUCUUUCUAGAUGGAAACAUGAACAAAUCAAUUCGCAUGACAUCGUUCAGUAUGAAAACAAAGUUUACAGUUUCUGCCACCCAGGCGGCAAAAACAGACAUUCAGCCUCAACACAACUCAAAGCCCGCCACUCAAAGAAAGAAAUCCACCAAUCAAAAACCAAGUUCUCUGUGUUCAUGGUCGCAAAGUGGCCGAAAGCGGAAACGAAAGGUGAGUGAACUCGUUGAAAACAUGAAUGCCCUUCAAUAACCGUCAUGUGUUGGAAAACUAGUGCAAAAGGUUUGGCUGGCUUUACCUUACAAACCAUACCCUACCACACCAAACUUAAUACUAUACCAUACCAUAUAAUCCCCGAGCCGUUCCAGGCGUAAGCCUGGGGCAUAAUUCCGCUCGGCUAUUUAAACCCGGGGAAAGGAACGCACUAGCGAAGGCUAAAGUUCAUCAAUAAUCGCGGGCGCAUGGCUAUGGUUCAUCGUCACUGAGCUUUACUGUAUUACUGGAGGUGCUUCUAUCUCUCUUCAGUCAAACAAGUGUCGCCAAAACAUGGCGGAAUUUCACGUUGAUCCAUGACAACUACUUCAUGUUCGGAAAACAUAAUAGUUUUGUCAGUAAGGCGUGGUUUCUGCAUGCAUGUAUUUUCUAGUAUCAUACCAUAUCAUCUUUUAUCCUAUUUUAAGGUGGACGAAGGGAGUAACUAUAAAGAUCAUUCCCCGGGAACAGCAGCGUUGACUCCACCUGUCUCACCUCUAUAUAACCUGCAAAACGGGCAGACCUCUGCUGGCGUGGCCUGGUAUUACUCAGACCAGCAACCUACAGGAGAGAUCACGGACGUUUAUGGAUAUGAAGGGAUAAAGCGGUCUGUCGCGGUUCAACCAAGCCCCGAAGACAUUGAUGAUUUAGUGAGUCAACAUUUCCGAAAUUGUGGGGUGAAUCCCUCGUCCUCUGGGUCAGCGGAUUACGAUGAAGUGUUUCAUGAUCAGGAGCAUUACGCAUUUAGUCACGUGGCUAAUAGAUAUCCCGUCAUGCAACAGGUAUGGUCUAAAGGAUUUCGGAGAAAAAUGCAUAGUGCAUGUACACUAGACCUUUAAAGUGCAGCUAAUCCCAAUUCUUUUAACAUCUCAUUCUUAAGAACCUUUGAAAUGAUAUUGCAACUUAUUUUGAAGAUUUUUACUACGAUACUAGCUUUGAAGAUACUUUGUCCUUCACGAGUUAUUUCAGUUUUAUUGAUAUGCGAAUGUCCGCAAUUUACGUCACAUAUGGAUAAUGACUGAUCAAAGAAUGUAAGGUGCAGUUAAAUAUCAUGAAAUAUAAAGGCUAAAUGGUGUUUUACAUAGGUAUAUGUAAUCCUUCCACAACUCCAUGCCAAACUUCAUUUUAAUGAAUUAAACUCAUAGUGAAUACGAUACGCAAGCUUGUACUUUAAAGAUUAUGCAUUUGUGACGUAAAGUCCUAAUAUUUGCAUACCAAACAAACUGAAAUAUCUCAGGAACAAAGUGAGCAAACGAAAAUCUUCAAAAUAAGUUGUUAUAUCAUUUCAGAAGUUAUUAAGAAUGAAAUAAUAAAAAAUAAUUGAGGUCAGGUGCACUUUAAAGAUUGGACCUCCAGAGAGAACAGUUUAGAACUGAUACAAUUAUACCAGUCGUACACAAAGUUUGUUUAGUUUUCUAAAGGUGUUUUGUUUCUAGACGCAAGUUUCAAACAGUGCUUACUCGACCUUCAACCAACCCCACAAACAACCACACGAAUCAACACUUAUCCCACCCUACCCUCUAAUUCCACCACAUGUCAACUAUAACAAAACACAACAUCCACCCCAGUCCUCCAUGAUAUUCUACCCGGACGGAAACACGUCAGAAAGUAUGACUCACGAACACUUUGCCCCAUUCCCCUAUGACGAUGACGCGGAAAUGGGAGGCAAUGUGGACAACUUGUUUGGUGGAGCAUGCGCAUUUGAUGUCGAUGAUGUUGGUGACGCCAGUUCCCUGCCCUCGAUAAAUGCACUUCUUAGUACAGCAGUUCAAAUGUUCUAGUGCUUCGCUUCCUCCUCUGUAUAGGUUAUUUUGAGGCAACGAGGGGAUAUGUGAUUUAUUCACCGAGGUGAAUAAACAUAUAUCCCCCAGGUGCCUCAAAAUAACGUACUUAUUUUUCACAUUAUGAGGUCGCGUUAAUGAGUCAGAAUAGAAAUAAUUCGUAAUGCCAUAUUGCCUUCAUUAUGUUGUUUUUUUCUCAUUUUUUGUGCUGCAAAGACAUUACAGGUGAAUAUUAGAGGGGAUUAUUAAUUGCAGGUGAAUAUUAGAAGGGAUUAUUAGAGGGAAAUUGAUUAGAGGGGAAUAUUGAAUAUAUUCCUCGAUAAGAACAAAGGAAACCGAGCAGGGUGAAAAAUAAGCAUAUAUAUUAGAUGAUGUUUUUGAUGUUACUCUGAGUGUAUAUCCACACCGAGCAAACUGAAAAAUUAGCCUGACCACGGUGGGAAUCGAAUCUGCGACCUCUGGGAUAUACUAGUCCAAUGCUCUGCCAAUAUCGCAAAGGUUGCGGGUUUGAUUCCCACUGUGGUCAGGCGAACUUUUCAGCCUGCCCGGUGUGAUAUUCACCUGAGUACAUAUCACCAAAACACACAAAAAAAUAUUAUAUUAGAUGAUCUGGGAAGUUGAGUGAGUAUUCAACCUAUGAUUGGACAUGAGGCUUGUUUAUAUGGAAACCGGGCUGGCCUGCUUAGCGAGAGAAGCGCAGUAAGCGGGAUGAAUUCUCCUUGUGUUGACAUGAGAACAUUUCAUUCCGCUUGCCGGGACAAUUUUGUUGUUUUGAUAUGGUUUUGACAGAUAUCUAUCCAGGCAACCAGGCUCACAGCCCGCUUGUCCAUAUAAACGCACGAUCAUUUUUACUAUAAAAAUAACUACACAGCGAGAUCUCGCUUACCGGGCUGUCUCGCUUAGCAGGCCAGCCUGGCUUCUAUAUAUACCGAGGCCUUAAGGCAGAGCUAUUUCGCUCCUUUCUGGGUUUCUCCGCGAACUACUAGAUUACAAAGUUCCAAUUUCGAGGUUUGGUAUGAGUAAUGGGUCAUAUUUUUUAUCAACGCAAACAAAUAGAAACUAUUCCAAAUAUUUGCGGUUGCCAUAGAGUAUUUUAAUAAAACACAAAACAAUAGACACUCCAAAAAUUGUAAACAUUUUAAUUCUUUACGUUUGGACUAUAAUUUAAGUCAUCUUCAGAAGAAUGCCACGUAUUUCGAAAAGCCAACUAUAAGCUAGAUGCACGCAAGCAUCUAGCUUAUAAAUAGUUGGCUUUUCGAAAUACGUGGCAUUCUUCUGAAGAUGACUUAAAUUAUAGUCGAAACGUAAAGAAUUAAAAUGUUUACAAUUUUUGGAGUGUCUAUUGUUUUGUGUUUUAUUCCAAAUAAGUAGUCAAAUUAGUCAAAUUCAUAUUUUAAUAUUGAUUCGUAACAGUUCUUCUUGGUAAUGAAUAAUAUCUUUGGAUGAGCAAGUAAUUAAUGUUGAUUUUAAAAAAUGUUAACGUUUUGGCCAUUUUCGCCACUUUUUCAAUUUUGCAAAGAGUGACCAAAAAUGGUGACAAAGGAAAGGGGGUUAGCCUUACUAGUGACACUAGUAAUAAUAGAGCACGUUUUUACUAUUUUUUAUCGAUCUCUUUUUCAUUUUUAAAAAAGGGGCAAAAAAGUAAUGGUUAUAAUAUUUCGUCCAUUUUUAGCCACUUUUUCAUUUUUGAAAAAGGGGCAAAAAAUGGCAAAAAUGUAAGGCAGCCUUAACUUUUCGUCCCUUUUUGGCUACUUUUUCAUUUUUAAAAAAUUUGAAAAUAUUUGAAAUAUUUUCAGGUUUCAAGUUUAAGAUAAAUACACCUUUUGUUGAACAAUUUGUUGAUAAAAAGGGUCACUGAUUGCAAAGACACAGUACUCGUUCGUUUCCGGGUUGAAUUCCCAGAACAUGUACUGUAAAGUAGUUCCCAAAAAAGUAAUGUUUGUACUUUCAUGACAUAUUCUUGCGAAAGUUCAUUUAUUAUAAUUCGAGGGAGGGAGUGCCGGUUGGAUUAGGAGAUGGGGGCAGCCAUAGUUUUAAGAUAGUAAUUAUGACUUAGAGGGGCAGAAGCGGGUUAGGAGCUAUAGAUCACAUUCCCUCCAACCCGACCUUUUUUAUCAAUCUCAUUUCCCGGUAUAUGUUCUAGCCCAAUUCCCAGUAUUAUAUUAUAUAUUCCGAAUAUUAUCGCUAAUAUUGCUAGAUAAGCAGAGUCACAGACCUGCCAACCUUAGCGACUGAUAUAUAGGGCGAAUUCUUAUUGGGGCAUUCCAGAAAACAUCCAUACCACCCCCACAGAGGAAAUAGGAAGUUAAUCCCCCUAACCCCUUCAGAUGUCCUAAUACAUUUACUAUUAUCAGAAACAAUUUUGUCUGCCCUCCCCCUCUGGACGGCAGAAAUUUUCUCUGUGGGGUGAAUCUUUUCUGGAACAACCCAUUUAAACACUUAAUUUGGUGGGAGAAUUGGUUGUUUAGAGGGAGAAAACCCAUCAAAGCCCUUUUCAUUAGAGCAGUCAAAUUAGUGUUUUGCUCAAGUCCUUGACUAAUGUUAAAUUGGGCAAUAUCUUUGACUGAAAUACAACAGGAAGACGUGUUUUUAUUUUUUUCCCCUUUUACAUGUAGUUUUGCUUGUCUCCUACCAGACCUUAAAAUAUCGGUCAGUCACGGACAUUGUCCGACCCAUUCGUCAAAUUGUCCAACGUAGAGAGGAAACCACCGGACAUUCUGUCCGACCUAAGUGAAACUGAGGUUUAUUGUUUGUCCGACCCGAGUGAAUUGGUGUCCGACCAAACUGUAGCUUUGUCCGCCGCUUUCUCCAUGCACAUAAAUCAAAAUGUAUCCUAGCCCAGGACUAGAAGCUCCUAUUAAAUUUUCAAAAUCUCCCCUGCGCAAUUUCCAAACGUUCCAGUCAGGGUCGUAGAUUCCCACCGUGGCCAGGCAUAUUUUUCAAGCCUGCCUUGUGUGGAUAACUGGAUAUACACUCAGAGUAACAUCACAAACAUCAUAUUGACAGAUUCACCUGAGUACACUACACAGUGCCAUAGCCAGAACGAUAAUUGAGGGGGCACAUAUUCAUAUAUUCGUGUUCUGCUUUAUUGAUUUCUUUUGAAAUCAAUUGUUUUUAUGGUAUGUAAACACGAAUAUAUGAUUAUGUGCCCCCUCAAUUAUCGUUCUGGCUACGGCACUGACACUACACCAACGACCAACACAGCAAAUCAUAAAUAUCAAUAAAUUAUGAUAUUAAUUUCUUAACUAUGGUUUAUCUUAACCCACCUUAUCAGGCCCAUUUUUAGACCUUUUUACACUUCUUAAAAAAGGGAACAAUGACAAAAAGAAGAAAAAUGAGCUGAGAAGAACUGAAGUUUUGUUGGUAUGAUUUUUUUGAAAAAUUGAGCGGCCAUAUUGUUCGAGCCAGAACAAGCUUUGUUACAUGAAGUAAUAUCUUUACGUGAAAAACAGCCAGACAUCCAGUGCUGUAUACAGCCCAGUCUACGGCCCAGUGGCUCGGACAACUUCGGAUUUCCCGAUGUUCUACCGAAGAGAAAAUUUCUAUAAAUGAUGAAAUAAUAGUUCAUAUUUAGUAUUUUUCGCUAAUUUUAAAAUGUUUAGUGGGCAAAAGUUGUUGUGUUGCAAUCGUGGUUAAGUAGAAAAUAUGUGGAAAGCGAGAAUAACGAAGGGAAAGAGAUUAAAAUUGGAUUUAGUGCGUAUUUUUGAAAUAUUUACACCAAAUAUGAUAUAGUCCUCCCGCGCAUGCUCAAUGACGCCUGUGACGUCAUUUCAUACGGGACUUCAGCUUCAUCCACAGAGUUUUUGGCGGGAAAAUUUGUGAUGUUUGGAGAAGAGAAGAUGGCGCUGGUUACUUCGUGCCAUCAAAGGGCAUUUUUGUUUACAAAUACCCGCUUAUUAACUAACGACUGGUUAGUUUUGGAACUUUUAACUCAAUGGAAAGGGAAAACGAUUCUGUAGUAAAGAGAAAAAUACGUGCAUUGACUUUAUAUUGUGAUGUUAUUUGUUGUGAAAGACGGCCCGAAAUAUUUGCACUAUAUCGCUGUACUGGUUUAUAAAAAAAUCUACUGGUAAUUCGACCAUGGAUAAAGAGACAACGCUUGAAUGAAAGAACAGCCUGUCUUAAUGGUAAGUUUUUAAAGGGUUUUCGGUAAUAUUUUUUAGUUUAAAGCUCUAGUCUCGAAGCUAUACUUCGGUCGAGUGACUCGAGUCAGCUUGUAGACAUGAACUUUAGGUAAAUGCCUAUAAGUAUUUUCUUUUUGUCAGAAUUAUACGACUUGGAAACACCAUUUUAAUACAUUUGUUUCACAAUUAAUUUAAAGGUCUGUAUAUUUAAAGUCCCGAUGUAAACAAACGUUUUGUUUACAUUUUGAACUGCUAUACAAUAUGAAUAUCUAACACUUUUCUGGUUCGCUAUGCUUGUAAAUGAAUAUAACUGAAUAGUCUAACACUUUUCUGGUUCGCUAUGCUUGUAAAUGAAUAUAAACUCUACGUUUCAAUUCAAAAAAGUUGGAAAGAUUCAAAAUUUGGGCAAUGUAAACAUCUGGGGGUUCCCCCCGUCCUUUGUUUAUAUGAGCAGAACUGAUGCACAAAACGGCCUUUUAAACGGCAUCUAAAAUUAUCAUUUAAUAUUAUAUAUUUGAAACAUAACAAGUCAUAAAUUUACAUAGCAAGAAAUAAAACUAUAAUGUACUUUUCGUGUAUUUUUCCAAGGGGGUGCCACAAUUUUGCCUGGGGGCCCGGAGUUUUUGUACUAUUUAUUAUUAAGCUACAUGGUAUAUACAACACAAAUUGUAUCGAACUAAAAUACAAACUACAGUGUCAUUACAGUCAAAUGCGGUGUUCUGUUGCUGGCAACUUUACUUGUCUAACACCAGACGAUUUUACUCAUCAAUGGGAAAGCUAUGCAGUGUAAUGGUUUAACCAAAAAAUCUGACAAUGUCUCUAGUUAGUCCAUUGAACUGCAUUAUGCGCCCCAGUGUGCCCUACUUAUUUCUUUUAUUUGUCUAAACACCAGAUGAUUUUACUCGUCAAUGGGAAAGCUCUGCAGGUUAAUGGGUUAAAUUAACCAAAAAAUCUGACAAUGUCUCUAGUUAACCCCUUGAGCUGUAUAUAUGCAUCCCAGUGUGCCCUACUUAUUUCUUUUACUUGUCUAACACCAGAUGAUUUUACUCGUCAAUGGGAAAGCUCUGCACUAGAAAUCAUGUAUUUGUACUGGUCAACGACCGUGACUUAAGCCUUCAACUAUUACCGUAAACCUCCGAAUAUAAGCCCACCCGAAUAUAAGCCCCCCCCCAUGUAUAAGCCCACCACAUGUACUAACACUCACUUCAUUAAAAAUAUAAGCCCCCCCUCCCCCCGAAUAUAAGCCCACUUGUUCAUGAUCACUAAUGUUUAUCACUAUUACCACUAUUAAUGACUACAGUAUUAUAAUUAUACUAUGAUUAACACUUGUUUAUCACUAUUACUAUACUUGUUUAUCACUAUUACACUAACACAAAAGAUCGUCCAUGUGUAAGCCCCCCCCCCAUAUAUAAGCCCACCCUUGUAUAAGCCCAUCAAAAAUCGCUUACGAAAAAAUAUAAGCCCCUGGGGCUUAUAGUCGGAGGUUUACGGUAUUCAAUCAUGUGAGGUGGCAACAAAAUCUUGAUAUUUAUCCACUAAAUUAAAUGUAUACUGUCCCUGGAUAACUCUGCAAUAUUCUCCCCAUAACCCAUUAAGCUGCAUCGUCUGGCAUUAGACAAUUAAAAAAAAUAAGUAGGACACACUGGUCCCUUAAUGAGUAAAAUCACCUAGUCAAUAAUACAUAUAAUAAAGUUAGGAGCAUUGUAGCUAAUUAUCAGUUAAUCUUACUCAUUUUAGGCUGCUGCAAUUCAAUCAAGUCCAACGUAUAUUGUCAUUUUUGGAUGUGGUAAAAUAGUUCAAUUGGAUUUGCAGAUGAAGUACUUGAAAAGGUGAGUUUCAAUUACAGUAGUUGUGUAUUGUUAGCAAUGAAAGUGUUAUUAUACAAGAUGAUAUGAAAAUUUUCCUUCAAUGCGGUCGCCCUUAAAUUCCAUUUCACCCAAAUAAUUAUAAACUGUUUUUAUUGAUCGAAAGUAAAUUCCUUUGAUGAAAGGAAAGGAUUUCGACAAUUUUCAUAACGCUUGGACUUGUUUGAGGCAGUUUUUGGAUGUUUUUGAAUUUUUGAAAUUAAUUUCCUGUGGAAAAUUUCUUGUGAAAAAUUUCCCUUUGCAUUUGACCAAAAUUUUUUAAAAGUAACGUACAUGUUUUUAUCGAUCGAAAGUAAUUGUUUUGAUGAAAGGAAAGGUUUUCAACAAUUUGGAGAAAGUUUUGAAUUUUUGAAAAAUUUCCUGUGAUAAAUUUCCUAGGGUCCCUCUGUGGUCCCCCCUUUGCAUUUGUCCAAAAUUUUUUAAAUUGAUCUAAAGUAAUUCCUUUGAUGAAAGGAAAGGUUUUCGACAAUUUUCAGAAAGUCUGAACUAGUUUGAGGCAGUUUUUGAAUGGUUUUGAAUUUUUGAAAAAUUUCCUUUGGUCCCGCCUCUGCUAAACCUAGGGUACCUAUGGUCCAUUUGAUCAAAAUUUUUUAAGACAUGUUUUUGUCAAUCGAAAGUAAUUGUUUUGAUGAAAGGAAAGGUUUUCAACCUUUGGAGAAAGUUUGGACUAGUUGAGGGGUUUAUGUAACCUCGUGCCCUGAGGGAGAAGACCCUGGAUACGAGGUUGGGGUUUUUGAAUUUGUGAAAAAUUUCCUGUGGUUGCCCUUUCUACUAGUAUUUGUAAUGAAACAGCAGGGUUGUUGUCAUAAAACAGCAGGGUUUUUUUCAGGAUUUUCUCUUGGGUCCGUUUUUGCAGAGAAGAUUGAGUUUAGCUGAACAGCUGGGGUGGCUGCACCCCUACUGGAGGCUGACACAUGUACUCAAUAUAAUGUAGUUGAGACGGAAUGUAUUAAAGCAGGGGCACUAAGGGACACUAUAAACAUGUUUUUAUCGAUCGAAAGUAACAUUUUUGAUGAGAGAGAAGCUUUUUGACCAUAAUUUGGAGAAAGUUUGGACUAGUUUGAAGGGUUUUUGAAUUUGUGAAAAAUUUCCUGUGGUUGCUUUAAUAUAAUUGUUUAAAUACCAUAUAAUCAUAGAUGGAUUUUGUAGGGGGUGCAGUGGGUGCUACCCCACCCCCAAUAUUAGCUAUAACCCCCCAAAACAAAAUGUCCACCCCUCCAAAAAAAUUUUUACCCCCCCCCCCCAAUAUUCGGCAUAAUAAAAAAUAAUUAAAUAGUCCACUCCAACAUGCAGAGUGUUGAUGAUACAAAAGAAACGUCGGAGUACACUCAAAUAGAAAAAGACAGUGCAAUACUUUGAAACUAAUCGCUCCUCGCUUGCAUUCACUGGUUUAUUGCAGCAAUUGUAAAGUUUUGAAACACUAUUAUCUCCCCUGAAUAGAGUUGCUUGCAAAGAACGUUUGGAAUUUUUAUGAACAUUAUUUUUAGUUUUUAAUUCUUUUAGGAAAUAGACUUGCCUAGAUUUAAUCUUUACGCCCCAAAUAUUAUUUACAUCGGAGUUGCAUCAUCAAUUGUACUCUGAUUCAAACAACAUGUACAGUGUCAAUGACUUUAUAAAAGUAAAAGCAUAUUGUGUAUUGGCCUAUUGGGUUUACACUUUUACAGGUUCAUUAAACUUUAACUCCCUCAAAUCUCAACAGACAAUCGGACAUGCCAAAUCCAUUGAUAUGACAACUUCAAAAAACGUUUUUUCGAAGCUAGAAAUCAUGAUUUUUUAAAACUUUUUCAAGGGAUACUUUGUUUUCUGCUCUCUAGACUCCCCCUUGCGGAUCUAGUGCUCCACCCCUAGAAUAUAGACCUUACUGGGGUUAAGUGGUGACACUUUGUGUUGCUUCAGUCACCUGCUCACGGCUCACCCCCCUAAAAUUUCUGGCACCACCCCAGUAAAAAAUAUGAAAGUCCGUCUAUGCAUAUAAUUAAAACAUUGUUAUUUAACAGGGGCGGCGGAACAGAUUUCAUUUUGGGGGGGCUAAAUUUUUUUCUGUGACCUCCCCCUCCCCCCACCCCCCGUCGCCAAAAAAAAUUCGGUCAGUGUACCAUUUUAGAGGUACAAAAAAUUUUCCGGACAUAUACAGGAAAAGGGACGAAAAAAUUUUUUCCAGACCUAUAACAAAAAAUUUUUCCGGACAUACACUAUUAUUAAACAAAAUAUAGCAAAUUUUUACCCUUAUACCUAAAUUUUCAAAAAAUACCCUAAAUUUUUCCUUAAUUAUCAAAAUUUUUCCAGAAAAAACAGAAUUUCCUGGAGGGGCUAAGCCCCCCCCCCCCUCUGUUCCGCCGCCCCUGUUAUUUAAUAACAUUAUUUAAAACAGUGUUUUGAAAACCUAGUUUUUUAAAAAAUGUGUUAUCACUUCUCAGAAUGCUGCAAAUGCCAUUUCCAUGGUCCAAAUUUUAAAAAUUUUCGUGCCCCCCCCCCCAAUAUUUCCUAAAGUGUCUUCCAUUGUUCAAGUAUUCAAAAUGUGUUUUUUUUCAGGUGUGUUAUUUACAGCCGAAUACAGAAAUGCAGGAGAUAA